This is a messenger RNA of Leptopilina boulardi, 3596 nucleotides long. RefSeq lists its product as uncharacterized. The record is from RefSeq and is a predicted model, not a curated record. The transcript has 14 exons. The coding region runs from base 245 to 3184 and encodes 979 amino acids. Lineage: Eukaryota; Metazoa; Arthropoda; Insecta; Hymenoptera; Figitidae.
AAUCUUCAGUUCAACCACGACCGUCGUGCGAGAAGGCUCGGUCAUUGAGCAUAUUUAUAUAGCAAACAUAUAUAAAUCCUUUACAAAUUUUAUCCCCACACUACGUUUUCUUUUUACGCAAAAUUUUAUCCUCAAAAAAAAAAAAAAAAAGAUUGUGUUUUUUCAUUUUUUGUGAAAAUUUUUUAUCCACAAAUUAUAAAAGGAUGUAAUUGACAUGAAAAAAAAAAAUUAAAUAUUUGCAAAAAUGGCAACAUAUAGGCUUCUCUUUUUUUUGGUUUCCUUUAUUGCUGUCGUCUUGGCAGGCGUGCAAUCAACACUUUCAAAGAGGCAAGACGAAACAAUAGAAGAUUCGCGUAAAGUGCCAGUAAACUUGACUGCAACACGAACAUCACUCAUUGCAACCGAUGAAGGCGAUAAUGCAAAGUCAACAUUUCUUCAAAGGGAUCCAGUUGAAAUUUCAUCGGAAGAAGAUACAAGUGAAGAAGAUCUCGAAGAAAAUGAAACUAAUGAUAACGUAGAAAAUACCGCAGAGGACGAGUACGAAGAUGAACUGAAAGCUGUGGCUGAGUCCCAUGAGGCAAUGUCUCACGACGACACAAAAAAAUCCAAUACGUCCUUUUAUGAUAGUAAGAGCUUCGACGAGAAGUUGAUCACAGCGAAGAAUUUCGAUUCUAAAGAAAAGAGCGUCGAGGAUGGCUCAGAUGAAAACGAGACCUCGAACGAAGCUGAUAUUGACGAAGACGAUAUCGAGAAAAAGAAAAAGGACAAGGAGGUUGAAGAACUUUUGGAAAAGAAGAGAAAAAGGUUACCAACAGUUAAAAAAGAAUUGAGGACACAAAAGGAAAUUCAAGCAGAUAAUGAUACGUUGGAAGAUGAAACGCUGACAGUGAACGUGUUAAGGAUGUUGGCAAAGUUGGCAGAAAAUCCUGAACGAUGGGAAAGAGUUCAUCAACUUCUGAUGCAUCUGGACGAUGGUCGUGAAGGUUCUCGUCGUGCAAUGUUGGCACGAAAGAGAAAUUUAUUACCAAAUUACGAUUCAAUAUCGACAACACCAAAAAUGGAUGAUCCAUUGAGAACAUUUAAAAAACCAAAGAAGAAAAAGAAAAAGAAGAAACCACAUCAUAAAACCACAAUAGCAUCACUGCCAGUGACAAUUUCUUCUAUUACAACAACAGAAUCACCAUGGUUGACAACAUCAAUUCCCUGGCGAUUAGUUGCUGAUAAUUUUAAUUCACCCCUAUGGCAACAACAACAACAACAACAACAACUUGAUGAAAGUCCAUCAAAUUUGGCAAAAGUUAGAUAUUCCGUACUCUCGAAACCACGUUCAACUGGACAUCAAUUAAUUGAUGAGAAGCAAAGGGAAAAUUUAAAAACACUCAAUAAUCAACGACAAGCUUUGAUGUUGAAGAGCGCAAGAGAAUAUUCUCAACCACGACUUCUUCAUUUUGGCAAAGUAAACACACAUCAAGUACCAGCUUUUGAUGAUGAAACAAUACGAAUGAGAAACUAUGAUCCCUCAGAAUUUAUACACUUCAAACACUCAAGAUAUCCACAAUAUAAUUCAUUACCAAGAGAUUUUAGUUUAGAUAAAUUUCAAAACAAUUUUCAAGACGAUUUUAAUGAGGGAUUUGCAAGAAAUCAAGAAUACCGACCCACGGGUAGAGAAUUUGCCGCUAGUAAAAGUUGGCAAAAUUCACCAUUUGACUAUAGAAAACCAAAAAUGGAUUUUCGCCUCGUACAAAUGAAAAAUCCAUGGUACUAUUCACAAGAAUCAAAACCAUGGCAACCAUACAGAAAACCAUUGUUUCGUGAUUAUUGGUCACGAAUCGAAAACGAUGAAAUGGAUUCCCUGGAGAAAUCCUGGCAUCAGAGGCAUCAUCCUCAAUCAUGGAAAAUAGAUGAUACAUGGCCUGGCGACAAAUCCCUUCAAAUUGGUGUGCCACCUUGGUCGGAAAAAUCCAAUCAUCAUCAUCAAGAGGAAAAUUUUGCUUGGGAUAGAGCACGAAAUCGUUCGGAAUUAAAAAUAAAUCCAACAAAAGAGGAGACAAACAAAAAUAUUCUUCCAAAAAUAACAAUGAAAUCGUGGAAUAGUUUAACAUCAGAUCCCGCUACAUGGCCAUUUAAAUUACCCGACGCAAAGCCAUGGCCCAAGGAUCAAAAUGGAAAAUCCUACAAUCCAAAUGCUGAUCUGGUGAGAAAACUUGGUCUCGACAAACAGAAUAAACUUCUGUCAGACAAGAAUUCCUCAAAGGAUUUUAAAGCAUUAAAGUAUAAGGAAAGAACAAUGUCCUCGGAUCAGAAGAACAGUGAUGGAAAGAAUUGGCCUGUAAAACUUAUCGGUGACGAUGACUGGAUGAGUAAAGUUAGAAGUUCAGAAAAACUCUCUGACGAUGAUUCUAGAUCAUGGACAACAAAUAAUGGCGAAAAAUCAUGGCAUGGUGUUGGAAAAAGCAUUUCUUCAAAAUCACAAUGGGAAAUGCCUGUUGAUCAAUCAACGUGGAGGCCUUAUGAUCAAUCCUAUCAACAAGAUUCUCCAAAUCGUGCCUGGAACGGAAGAAACAAUGAAUUAAUAUGGAAUUCAAAAUCACAAAAUUGGCCACAAAAAAUUGGUGAGGAUUGGAAUGAAAAUUAUGCAAAACAAACUGGUACCACAAAUAAUUGGCCAUCAAAAUGGAAACAAUUUGCCUAUCACAGGGUAACAGCAAUGCCAAUAACAAAAGCAGGAUCAUCACUCGAAGGUUCAGCGAAGCCAAAAAAUGCCUUUAUCGCCGUCUCGGCAGUGUCUUCUUCAAAAUACAAUAACGAAUGGAGGAAAAAUGAUAUAGAAGAGACUCCCAUUAACAAAAAUUUCAGAUCAGUGGAUCCAGAUCAUCCAGUAAGUCAACUUCAUUCCUCUAUUGAAUCGCCAAUUUAUGCAUGGAAAAAAGACGGGAGUCCGUCCAAUAAGACGAGGAGCGUUGAAAUCUUACCCUCUGAUCCUUUGGAGCAUCAAUUGGAGGAUCUGAGACUGAACUCAUCGUCACAAAACUACAGCAAAAGUAAAAAUAAAAUAAAUGGAAGUGAAUUAUCAACCACAUUUUCAGUGAAUAAUCCAUUGAACGGAACGUUUGUCGGAAAUUUGACAAAAGAAAUAAAUAAACGACAUUCCAAUCUGUCGAGUGAGAGAGUAUUAGAAAAAUAGAAUUUGGAUUUACAGAGAGCAAUUAUUUAUAAAAAGAAAAAAAAAAUCUAUCAAAACAAAAUUUUCUACUACUCUCAUUGAAAUUGUAAUUAAUCUAAAAUUUAAUUUGUCAUAGAAAUUAACGGAAAUAUUUUAAGUUAAAAAUUAAUUUUUAAAUAAAUUUAUUAAUUUUCAUAAUUCUCACUUUAUAUAUAUUAGAAGAAAUAAUUUCUUUUAAUCAUUAAUUAUUAUUAUAGAAUUUUAUAAUUAUUUCAUUUUCAUCGAUUAUUCACAACUAUGUAAAUAUAUAAAUGCAUAAUUUUUAUUACAAAAUCUCUAUAAUAAUUAAUUUUAUCUCUAAAAUUGAAGUUCUAUUUAAAAAAAAUAUAGAACACAUCGUGUUGUAUAUGUAUACAAUGUAUUUUGUAUAGCU